UGUCCCCCAGGACCGGGACGGGUCCCACGUGGAGGUGGAGCCGCUCUGCGUCCUGGAUUUUUACAUCCACGAGUCCCAGCAGCGCCGGGGGCUGGGCAUGGAGCUCUUCCGGGAGAUGCUGCAGCGGGAGAGGGUGCAGCCGGAGAAAUUGGCCGUGGACCGACCCUCGGAGAAGCUCCUGGGCUUCCUCAGGAAACAUUUCGGGCUCUGCAACCUCAUCCCUCAGGUGAACAAUUUCGUCAUCUUUGAGGGGUUCUUCUCCACCAGGAGCGGUGAGUGCGGGGCUGGGAUGCCAGGGAAUCCUUCUGGAACCUUCCAGGGGCUCCCGGGUGGGAUUUGGGGUGGAUUUUGGGGAAUUCUGGGUGGAUUUUGGGGAAUUCUGGGUGGAUUUUGGGUGGAUUUGGGAUAUCCUGGGUGGGAUUUUGGGAAUCCUGAGUGGAUUUUGGGGAAUCCUGGGGUUCUUCUCCACCAGGAGCGGUGAGUGCGGGGCUGGGAUGCCAGGGAAUCCUUCUGGAACCUUCUGGAAUCUCCUGGGUGGGAUUUGGGGAAUCCUGGGUGGGU
Cyanistes caeruleus (blue tit) is the source of this 561-nucleotide messenger RNA. The record is from RefSeq and is a predicted model, not a curated record. NCBI's taxonomy places the organism in Eukaryota, Metazoa, Chordata, Aves, Passeriformes, Paridae.